Molecule: messenger RNA, 642 nt
Organism: Brassica napus (rape)
Lineage: Eukaryota; Viridiplantae; Streptophyta; Magnoliopsida; Brassicales; Brassicaceae
Product: putative F-box/LRR-repeat protein At3g28410
Exons: 3
Coding region: 1-642 (213 amino acids)
Source: RefSeq, a predicted model, not a curated record
AUGGAAGCUAAUCUUGACAUCUUCAGGAGACAUUCAUCUUCCUGGCAAUUAAACACUCCUUUCAGAGAGAAAGCUGAUUUUCUUCAAACAGGGGUCUUAAAGAUGCUAGCAAAAUUACAAAACGCAGAAAGGCUUUCUUUUGGGGGUUCCCUUCUUCAGAUUCUGUCUCUCGCUGAGCUCCGUGGUGUUUCUUUCCCUACGUUCAAGGUCCAAACAUUGACGCUUAAAACCAGGUUUGCAAAAUCUUCUGUUCCUGGUAUAACAAGGUUACUACAUAACUCACCUGGAUUAAAGAAGCUAAUAGCAGUACCAACACACAUUGAUGACAUUGACAUAGAGGAUUGGUAUCUGGACAACUAUUUGGAGUCACAAGGCUUGAAUCCAGAUCAAUGUUGGAGAUCAAAAUAUGAUGUGUUUCCUACCUCAGAUGAGUCUGAUGAUAUGAUUGUACGUAAUGAGGAAUCAUCGUGGGAACUCGUGGUGUCGUUCGUUGAAAUGAUGCUGAGAAAUGUAACGACACUAGAGAUGUUGGUGGUAGGGUUGAAACAUAUUGACCGGAGUUUUAAUGAUUCAAACUUGUUAGAAGAUUUGCUUCAGAUGCUUCCUAACAACAAUUAUGUCUCCAUCGUGCUCAAACGCUAA